AUAGGGACUGGUGACCCUGCUCAUGAGAAGAAGAAUGAGCUCCGUUUGGAACUCGAGAAAGUUCUGUCACGGCCAUCCAACGCGGGGUCCUGGUACAAGUUCGACGUGCUAAGGACUGAGUUGCAGAUGCUAGAGGCGCCGCUGUGUGGCCUCGUCGCACAGCCAGUCGAGCGAAUUUUAUCCGUUCCUUUAAACCCACAGGACCAGUGAGGAGACACGAGACCUCACCAGAUGUGGAAACCAGUAGAUUGGGUUGCGUCUAAACAAGUCUAGUUUUGCGAUGACUUUUAUAGAGUAUCUGAUCUGCAUCUCAACCUAUAUGAUAAUGCCCACUGUUUGUAUACUGCAUGUUAAACUUUGUAGUAACACACAGUUCUGUAAUAGUUGCAUCUCAUCUUAUUACAAAAGUAGUCAUGCUGCAAAGGUUGGUGUUUGUUUCUACAAGGUAUCAAUCUCAUCUAUCAAUUUGCAAUCUUUGUUAUUAGGCGUUAAUAUCUGCCUAACAUUUCAUGAUUUAGAGAAAGUUUAAAUUUUGAAUGAUGUCUUUUCUAAAUGCUGCCAUGCAAACCACGUCUUUCUACCCUUUCUACCUUUUCUACCUUUCGCAGAUGAAAACACUGUUUACAUCUUCAACUGAUGCACAUCCUUACCCUUACAAUAUACAUUGAUGUGACGUUUGGGAUAGAAUCAUUAUUUGCUUUUUGCUCACCAAACAAUACACGUUAUAUAUGUACGUUAGAAUACAUUUGUACUUUUGUUUCAAAUUAGGUGCGGACCAGCAAUAAAUAGUCGGAGGGUUAAUGACUUAGAAUAAAGCAGAAUGCAAAAACAAUAAAAUUCACUAUUACUUUUAUUACUAUUACAGAAAAACACGAAAGACACUAUUGACUUUGGAUCAAAAUUUCCACUUUGCACCAGGAGGUUGCCUGUUAAAUUUGAACUUGUGUUUGUAUUCAUAUUUACGUGAUUGUGACAUUACACACAUGCAAAAACGAAUAGCAAACCAUGGGUUUCACAGUGUUUCUGGCUUAACCAACCGGCAUUGUGGCUAUGGCACAAGAAUCCUAUCACACUUCACCACACUGAUUAUCAAGAGCUUUCAUAAUGUUACACAAGUUAUACUAGUCACAGGACAACACCGUGGUGUUUGUUCUACUGUACAAGCUUCUGUAGCUGGUUAACGUUAACGUUGUUCAAAACGCCUUCUAUGACGAGGCAGCCGGGCCUGGGCCAUUUGUGUGUAUAUCACUGUCGCUUUGCUUCCACCUGUGUUGUCAAAAAUCUAAAUGUGUGCUCAUUCUUA
This is a messenger RNA of Branchiostoma floridae (Florida lancelet), 1303 nucleotides long. RefSeq lists its product as uncharacterized. The record is from RefSeq and is a predicted model, not a curated record. NCBI's taxonomy places the organism in Eukaryota, Metazoa, Chordata, Leptocardii, Amphioxiformes, Branchiostomatidae.